CCUGUUAUUACCAGAUGGAACUCUACUUUUGAUUCUGUAAUGCAACUAGCAACAUUUUUAAAAAAUGAUCCCGACCAAAUCAAUCAAUGCCUUGAUCAUUGUAAUUUGCAACGAUUGACUGAACAUGAAAUGAAAUUCAUAGAAGAAUAUUGUCAGGUAAUGAAACCUUUAGCACAAUCUUUAGAUAUAUUGCAAAGCGAGAAAGGGAUGUAUAUGGGAUACUUAUUACCGAUCUUAAAAACAUUAAAAGAAAAAUUAGAGAAACUUAAUAAAAAUGAAAUUACGCAUUGCCAAUCAUUAAUCGCAGCUCUUCAACAAGGUUUAAAUAAAAGAUUUUCCUCAUUGUUUGAAAAAAAAGAACUUAUUAUUGCAAGUUGUUUGCAUCCCAAAUUUAAAUUAAAUUGGAUACAUGGAGAAGAAAAAAAACUCGCUAAAACUUAUUUAGAAGACCUAUUAGGAAUUCGUUCCACCGAGAGUUCUCUAAACGAUGAAAAUCUCAACAACGAUGACUUUUUUGCUUUUGACCAGCAAACAAAAGAAGUCGAGUCUACACAAGAAGAACUGUACCGAUUCUUGAAAUCAAGUCAGCCUAAAAAUCUGGGACCACGAUAACGAUUUCAGUUUUCUUGUGAUCUCGUUUUGAUGCUUUAUAAAUCGACUUGCGGCAUUUCGAUAUCGGCAAAAUAUAAGAUUUUCACAUAAGAAGUAAAUAUUCUCGGAAUGAUGAAAAAAUUAAUUUGUGAGAAGAAAGAGAUCAUUAUAGCUUCAUUAUAUACUAUGUGUAUAUACAAUAUAAAUAGAAACUCUAUAAUGCUCUCGAAACGUUAAAGACUUUUAUAAUUUUAAUUCUUAUAAUAAGUAAUAAUGUAUAA
Messenger RNA from Nylanderia fulva, 872 nucleotides. RefSeq lists its product as uncharacterized. NCBI's taxonomy places the organism in Eukaryota, Metazoa, Arthropoda, Insecta, Hymenoptera, Formicidae. The record is from RefSeq and is a predicted model, not a curated record.